AUGGCCCAGCCACCGAUGCUCGAAAUUCGCAAGGACGAAGCCACUAAGAGUCAGGGCACCGUCAAUGUACUCCCUUGCCGCGUCCACCACACCGGGUCGAUCGAGCCGUCCUCAGCUUAUUGGAGCCCCAGUGUAGAUGAGAACGAAACCAGAACCGCCUAUCUUCGAGGCAGGAAACUUCAGGGGAAAACUGCAUCGUUACCAGCAAAUUAUCGAGGAGUCGUUCUCCAACGAAAAGACGACGAACCUACCGCAGCCGAGCAGCCGGAUGUCAUGAUUGUGGACGAAGAUGGAGAAGAUGAAUCUGCUCUUAGAGUUGGAACAAUGCACACCGUGACUGAGUUCGACAAGAUGGUUGUCUGGUCCCACGAUACGCUUGCUGAUGCCUCGUCGGACCCUUAUCUAAGAGGCGUGGAGGAAUGGCUCCAGGUGGCAGAUAGCAUACAUUCAUACUAUACAGAGGACGGCCAAAUUGCGAAAUGA
Trichoderma gamsii is the source of this 483-nucleotide messenger RNA. RefSeq lists its product as hypothetical. The record is from RefSeq and is a predicted model, not a curated record. Lineage: Eukaryota; Fungi; Ascomycota; Sordariomycetes; Hypocreales; Hypocreaceae. The transcript is spliced from 3 exons. Gene Ontology annotation, cellular component: ribonuclease H2 complex. Gene Ontology annotation, biological process: RNA catabolic process. Bases 1 to 483 code for a protein of 160 amino acids.